Messenger RNA from Cooperia oncophora, 1176 nucleotides. The record is from the annotation of a GenBank genome assembly. NCBI's taxonomy places the organism in Eukaryota, Metazoa, Nematoda, Chromadorea, Rhabditida, Trichostrongylidae.
AUGGAGGAGACUUUCGCUGACGCUGGCGUCUCCAUCACAGUCACAUCUCUCACGGACUUUAUUUCAUUUGCAGUUGGUUGUGCGACACCUUUUCCAAGUGUGCAGAUGUUUUGUGCAUAUGCGGUGACAGCCGUGAUGUUCACUUACGUCUAUCAGCUCACGUUCUUCGCUGGGAUUAUGGUUUACACGAGUCGUCGCGAAAUGGAUAACAGGAACUGCAUUACAUUCAGAAAGAUCAAAAAAGGUAGCUCGAAAAAUGCUUGUGAAGACCGAAGUUUCGAAAAAAAUCAUUUUCUGUCGCAGUUCUUUCGCACCACUUAUUCGGACAUGCUUUUAAACCCUUUAAUACGCGUGCUUAUUAUCAUUUCUUUCCUCGUCUAUCUGGGUGUAGCGAUUUGGGGUUGCACUGAGGUGAAACUCGGACUUGAACCGAACGACUUAUUGCCAGACAACUCGUACGGAAAGCAAACGCUUCGUCUCGCUGAGAAGUAUUUCGCUGCACAUAUAUUCUGCUCUGAAUGUCCUUUUCUCGCUUUGCAAAAGCGUAUCUGUGAGGAGAGUGAUAGCUUAUCUGUGAGGAAAGCGACUACGGUAGUAAUCUUCCACGUGUGGAUGUACAAUUUGUCGAAUGUCGACACAGGUGCAAGGCGUAUUUGGACAGUGCUGGACAAGGAGAUUGAGCUCUACGAGCACACAGAGUUCACCGGAGCAGCUGAUUCGUGGUUGCGCACUUACCUCGCCUUUACCAAGCAUGCGGUUGGACUCAUCAUCGAGGACAGAUUUUUCGUGUACAUUCUAAGGAAUGUAUUCCUGUCCCAGCCACAGUUCGGCAAAUAUCGGCGUGAUGUAGUUUUCGACUCGAGCGGAUCAUUGUUGGAUGCCUCACGGGUACCAAUCCAGCUUCGUCAUGUCGGAUUUGCAAAUCAAAGUCGAGCGAUGCAUCUGUUCAGAAGACUGGCUGCAACCAGUCAAUUACAGACUGGUGUUUACGCGGACUUCUUCCAGUUCGCAGAGCAGUACAACGCCGUUCUUCCUGGCACGCUGUCGUCAAUCGCCUACGCUGGUGUUGCUGUAGUCGUCGUAUCGCUUCUGCUGAUUCCAGAACCGGUGGCAAGCCUUUGGGUUAUGCCCUUGCUUUCUUCUGCUGUCUCUGUUUCUUCCUACACAAGUGCAUAG